Molecule: messenger RNA, 3298 nt
Organism: Propithecus coquereli (Coquerel's sifaka)
Lineage: Eukaryota; Metazoa; Chordata; Mammalia; Primates; Indriidae
Gene: CCDC73
Product: coiled-coil domain containing 73
Exons: 18
Source: RefSeq, a predicted model, not a curated record
AUGGAGGAUGAUUUCAAGACUGAGUCAUCAUCAUCUACCUUUACUCUUCAUGGUUCUUCAGAGACAUUGUUUUCUAUUCAGCUACUAGAUUUCAAAACAAGUUUACUGGAAGCAUUAGAAGAGUUGCGUAUGAGAAGGGAAGCAGAAACUCAAUAUGAAGAGCAAAUUGGUAAAAUUAUUGUGGAGACAGAAGAACUUAAAUGGCAAAAGGAAACUCUUCAGAAUCAAAAGGAAACAUUAGCAAAGCAACACAAAGAAGCGAUGGCUGUUUUUAAAAAGCAGUUGCAAAUGAAGAUGUGUGCCUUGGAAGAAGAAAAGGGAAAAUAUCAACUUGCUACAGAAAUAAAAGAAAAAGAAAUAGAAGGUUUGAAGGAAACAUUAAAAGCAUUACAGGUUUCUAAAUAUUCUUUACAGAAGAAAGUGAGUGAAAUGGAACAAAAGGUCCAGUUACGUCUUCUGGCUAAAGAAGAUUAUCAUAAGCAACUAAAUGAAAUCGAGAAAUACUAUGCCACUAUAACAGGUCAAUUUGGAUUGGUAAAAGAGAAUCAUGAAAAGUUAGAACAAAAUGUACAGGAAGCAAUGCAAUUAAACAAAACACUUUCAGCUUUAAAUAAAAAACAAGAAUCUGAAAUAUGCAGUUUAAAGAAGGAACUAAAAAAGGUAGCCUCAGACUUGAUAAAGUCCAAGGUCACAUGUCAAUAUAAGAUGGGAGAAGAAAACAUCAAUCUAACAAUUAAAGAACAAAAAUUUCAAGAACUUCAAGAAAGACUCAACAUGGAAUUGGAAUUAAAUAAGAAGAUUAAUGAAGAGGUUACCCGUAUUCGAGAAGAAAAACAAGAUAUCAUCAUUUCUUUCCAACAUAUGCAACAGUUACUUCAGCAACAAAUUCAAGCUAAUACUGAAAUGGAGGCAGAAUUGAAGGUGCUAAAAGAAAAUAAUCAGACCCUUGAAAGAGAUAAUGAGCUGCAAAGGGAGAAGGUAAAAGAAAAUGAAGAAAAGUUUCUUAAUCUUCAAAAUGAGCAUGAGAAAGCACUGGGAACUUGGAAAAGACAUGUAGGUUUAUUAAAUGGAUGAAUACAUUCUUUUAAAAAUGAGAUAGAAAACAUUAGAAUGUAUCAUAUAAAGGUUGCACAAAGGUUUUAUACCUUUUAACAAUCCGUUUUUACAUUAAAGGAAUCUUUUCCAUUUUACUAGAAUGUUCCAGAAGUAAAUAAUGAAAACAGUGAAAUGUCAACUGAAAAAUUAGAAAACACUAUCAUACAGAAAUAUUCUGAGCAAGAAAUAAGGGAAGAAAAUACUGAGAGUUUUUGUUCAGAUACUGGAUACAGAAAAAAGGAGGAAAAGAAAGAAGGCCCAUCUGUAGAAGAAAUCGUUAUAGAAGAUUUACAGCUUUUUGAAAAAAGCUUCAAGAAUGAAAUUGAUACUACUGUAUCUCAGAAUGAAAAUCAAAGUGAAAUCUCCCUAAGCAAAACCCUCUGCUUAGAAAGAGAAGUAAUUCCUCAAGGACAAACCUUGAAUGUUACUGACAUGAGAAAAUCAGUUCCUACAGAAAUAAAAGACAUGAUGUGCUUAGAAAAAGACACUGGACGUACAGAAUUUAAAACACCAAAUAAUCCUUUUUUAGUGGUAGGUAUAGCAGUAGAAACAGAAAAGAGAAAUAUAGAAAGAAAUGAAGGAUUAGAAUUAGAUCUUCACCGUGCAGAUACACACCAGGAGGAUGAAAACAACACAACAUCAUUUAACAGUGUUUUAAAUGAGACAGCUCACAAUGCAAAUCAUAAUAAAGAUGUUUCUGAAAAUGAAUCAUUCAGACAAUUCAGUUCACUCCUGAGGACUGAAGAAAAUGCUACAGAGAAGGAAAAUAGAGACCAAACCAAAGCAGAUUUGGAUACAUCUCUAGAUGUAAAGAAGAAUCCUGUUCUGUGUCAGAAACAUAGUUUACAGGAUUCCAGUAAUGUUAUGUUAGAUGAUAAACAAUGUAAAAUGAAACAAAUACAACUGUUAAAUAAAAAAAGUGAGUGCAGCACAUUACCUUUUAAAGAAGCUUCAGAUUUUCAGCAGCUCUGUAAUGAUACUUCAGAGAAAACUGAACUAACUGUUCCCUGUGAUUCAGUAAUUGAUCACCGCAUUUCAUCUGUAUUCAGUGACAAUUUGAAAGUACUUAAGAAUGCAGAUAAAAAUGUUAACAGUAUGCCUAUGUUGGUGAAACCCAAUUCAAGCCCUGGGGAAAGAACUAUCUGGAAAAAUGUGAAUGAUAUUCAAAACAGUCAGUUUAAGAACUGUAUAGGAUAUUUAGAAAACAAUGAUGUGACCAUUUCCCAUCUUCAAGUUAAUGAUGAGAAUAGUCAUGCUUCACAAGCCAAAGAUGUGAAAACUGCUGUUCACCCAAAAACUUCCACAGCAAUACAGUUUUCUAAUAAAGAGAGACAGAUUGAUGAGAAUCAGAUAACUGAAGCCACAAAAAAUGACCUCUUCCUUUUUGUGAAUGUUAAUGAAAGACAGCAUACAUUGUUAAAUAAUACAGAGAAAACAGAGUCAUUAAAUGACAUCGUUUCAGGAAAAAUGUACAGUGAAGGACAGCUGGAGGAAUCACAUUCAUUUCAUAUAAAGCCAUCUGGAGAUUUAGUAAGUAGAAGUGGAAGGUCAGCCUUUGAUCCUUCAGCUUCAGAUAAAAAAACUGAGAAAACUCCAGUAUACAUGAAUUUUUCAGAACCCAGUCCUUGGUCAAAAGUAAAUCAAAUUGAAAGUCAAACAGUGGGCAUUUCAACUUCUAGCAUUUCUUUGUUGCUGAAGGAGAGACCAAUAGGUCCAUCAGAAAACAGAAAGAUAAUUUCAAUGGCUCUUUGUAAAAAUGUUGAUGUGGAUGACAUCAGAAAAGAUAUUGGACCAGAUACUACCAGCAUUAACAGAGUUGCUGACACUUUGAAUAACUGGAGUAUCCAUCCAGAUCCCAAGGGAGAACCCAGUGAAGAAAGGAAUGCAACUGCAAAGACUUUUUAUGAUUCUUCUUUUCCCACAGAACAUGUGAAAACAAAGCCUCUGAAAUCAACUCUGCUACAAAGCCAUUUUCAGGCAAUCAAGAAUAAAGAUACUACUGAUUUGGUGGCCUCUUCUCCUGGUGAAGAUGACUGGCAGAGGCUCAUAACAAAUCAAAUAAAUGAAACUGAAAAGUCACUAGGCUUAGAAAAUGACAACCAACCUAAGAAAAGAAAAGCCGAAGAGAUGCUGGAAAAAACAACAGAUUAACUGAAAUACUGGUACAGUUUUUACUAGAAUGAAAUGACUACAUUACAUUUAA